Messenger RNA from Porites lobata, 20417 nucleotides. NCBI's taxonomy places the organism in Eukaryota, Metazoa, Cnidaria, Anthozoa, Scleractinia, Poritidae. The record is from the annotation of a GenBank genome assembly.
GUUCCUCUUUCGUUUUAGGCACAGACAGACCGACAUUUUUGUCAUCAUUUGUAGUGACUUUCAAGAAGCACUGUCUUUACUCGUUUAUCGGAAUUUGUGGUACAUGGAUGCACAGGUUUGCUUUUUGAAAGUUUUAUUUAAAAUCUGGAUUGAUCACUUCUUUCAGAUCAGCACUAAGAUCAGUUCGGAUGCACGUUCGAAACCGGGUUAAUAACCUUUUCGAUGCUAGCAGAGUCACUUUGGUCUUGCGACUUAUCUAGGAAGAUCGAAGGAGACUCUGUUCGCAGGGUAAUUGAUCAGAUCCUCGGCUCUUACCUUCUCGCUGGCAUGGGUUUAGCGUUUACGAAGUCGUUCGCGUGACUUGUCUGUCGCAAAGUUGGUUUAUUUACAUUUCUCCUGGGGCGUAAACAAAGUAAGUACACGAUAGACAAGCUACGCGAACGACUUCCUUAACAAAACCAGAAAAGUCGUGCAAGAGAGAAAGCUCUGCGCGCAUGGUAUCGGUGCUUAGCUCUUCCUAGCUCGUGCAGAUAGAGAAAACAGUUUCAUUCUGAAAUUGUCAAAGAACAUCUGUGUUAGAGGCUACAAUCAAGGACACUCAACUUGGGUCACACUGCUCUGAUACCUGUCUUUCUCUCUUCCAAUGUUGUUUUAUAAUGGUUUUUUCGGUGGAAUUGGCCAAGUUCGAGGCCAACAUUGAAAGGGACAGGGAAAAGGAGGUCGAGGACAACAUGUCAAUGUUAUUCCUUUAAUUGACCCAAGUUCUAAUGUCACAGAUUGUAGCCUUAGUGUGGUUAUAAAACUUAAGUUAUUUAUUUUCAUCUUUUUUAUCAUGUUCUGAAAUGGUGCCAUUUUUGUUUACUUUGCCAGAAUAAAACGAAACUUGCUGAACUGGAUUGGAUUUUGGUUUUCCUAAAGCACUGAGACGCCCUUGUAAGCUACUGUUUAUGGUACUGUCUGUAUUAUCAUAAUUAUGUAUAAAUGACUGUAGCAAAUUAAUGAGAGGACAUCAUUGUAUGUUGUGGUUCAAUUCAGUUUUAUCCUUAAUUAAUUUUUUUUCCUACUAGUUUUGAGUAUGAUAAUGUUUGAAUAAGUCAUGAGUAUGAAACAAAGCAAAUUAGAAAAUAAUACCACCACAAGUACAUAAGACUGUGCUCUAAAAAAACUGAAAGAAGCCCAGUACUCUGAACUUGUGAAAACCAGGGUGCCCAACAUAUCAUUUCUAUGAAAAAAAUAAGAUUUCUGCAGUCACCUAGCCUGCAUUGAAGCUGGCCAACACAGUCAUCAUCUAGACCAUUGGUAUAUUCCGUUUGUGAAUUAGUGCACAAAAGCUUGUUCUGAUAUCCAGCAGAGUCACAAGGAUAUACUUGAUCAUUUCUGAUUGGCGGUACAUGUCUCAUGAUUGGUCCAAUUCUUAUAUGUGUGUGAUGGUUGGGCUCAGGUUAGACAUGUCAAAAUUCACAGAAGGAGGUUGGCAAACAGUAAACAGUAGAAGAGAAGUUCAAACUGGAAAGCCUUCUUCCUGAAUCGAAAAAUACAUGUAGUUUGAGCGAAUUCCUUCAAGGCCAGAAUGUGUUUGUAAAUUUGUGAACUGGUUGGACUUGCCACAAGUCGACUGCAUGAGUGAGCACCGAAGCGCGAUAAAACGCUCACAAAACGAGCAAAAGUGAGGGACGAAGUCAUGAGUGAACUUGUUCCGUGUGCAGAAGAUUGAGUUCUUUUUGUAUAAUGUUGGUGAGAAAAAAAUUGUUCAUGACAUCAGUUUGAUAGGUUGUUUGACACCGCACUGAAAUAAACAGUUGUCGGUGACUGAAUGGUGUAAAAAUAGAGGUGACCUGACCUCAAAAAAAAUUGUUUUCCAGGUCUGUAUCUCUCCAAAAUUGAAAGAAGCAACUCUUGUCUAAUAUGUGUAGAAAGUCUUUGAAAUUUCGAGUUUGCUUAAGUCACCAGCUCGCAUGAACUUUGGAAAUCCUUGUUGGCGUAAAUCUGGAUAAAAAUGCUGAUCAACGGAAAUUAUUUGUGAAAGCUGUGCCAGAAGCACCCAAAACAUAGUGAACAAGGUCUUUGAAUAAGAGAGCAAUUUGCCUUGUGGAAAAAGGGGCUGGCAUUUACUGUACCACGGGCUCUCAGAGGUCCGUUCUAAAACUGAAAUAUGCCAAGGUUUAAUGUGGCUCCAUGGAGUUAGUCAAAAGGCCAACUAAAGACUCUAGUGAUCAAUUUCGCAGCAAACGAAAAGCCCUCAUAUCCAACAAAACCAGCAUCACUGCUCAACGGCUUUUCCCUUGGUGAAAUCAACGUAAAGUCCACCCAAACAUUAUCAUAUCUAUCAUGGCCAGAUUUUUCUGCUAUUUAUUUAAGCUUGUGUUUUCGAACAGUGCGAUGUGAAAUGUUAGGCUUUUCCCUGAGCCUUUUGGCGCAACCAUGAACCUUUUAACCGGCAAUCGUACAUGUAUGUACGAUCAGAUUUCCCUUGCUUUGGGGGAUCAGGGGAGCAGUAUAUUGGGGCCUUGGAUGAUUCAUUGGGGUUUACAUGAAGCCCAAAUAGUGUUUCUUCUAUCGACUGGCAUUUGGCAUUCAUUUCUGCCACUUUGAGCAAUUUUGUUGAGACAAAUUCCCUUGAAUGUUUCAUCUAUUUCAAUGAGCUGUAGAAACAAGGCUUUCUUUGUGACCAAAAAAAGGUUUACAACCAAACAAAAGCUGGGAAUCCGAAGCACCAUGGUUGGUAGGGAUAUUGAGACUGUUUAAUUGUUGCAUUGUAAUGGCUAGUUGCUACGAAGAAAGAAGAGAAGCAAUUUUUCUCCAGUAGUCACUUUCAAUUUUGAAAUUGAAAAAAUCACAAAAGAAAUUGGAUUAAAACAUGUCUAUUUACAGGCUACAAUCCUGGACAAAAGUCCUUGAGACAGUACUGCAAUAUUCAUAUUUUUCUGUCAUUUCUCAGUUCCCUCUUAAAACAGUGCAUCCUUUUCGAAAUUUUCUUGCAGUUCUCCCUCCCCCCACCCUAUACAAAGUUGAAACUAGGAAAAAAUUCUGGAUACACGCGUCCAACAUUGUUUGUGGGGUGAGGGGAGAGGUUGGACCUUAAGCUUACGAAUUGGAAAAUGCCCCAGAAAUGCAAAAGUGUCCCAAGACUUUUGUCCAUGAUUUUAGUUCAUUUGAUAGGCUGUUUAUUGCUGAACAUUUUGCUGCAUAGGUUAUGGAGGUUAGGAACUGAAACACUGAAGUUGGAGUCAAAAUACAAGCAUAAUCCCCGAAAUAAAAUUCUUGUCAGGAAAUUUACUGGUUAAAGGGUUAAGAAAUCUUGACCACUAGCGAACCCUUCUAUCUUUUGAUUACUGUAAGUUUCCCUUUUUUACCAGCAUCAGUCGCUUUGUGUACGUUCAUUUCUUAAGCUUCCUUCACUGUCUUCACUUCAAAGCCAAGUGCCUGCCGCGAAACUGGCCAGUCAAAUAUAGUGCACUGCGGGUGAGAAAAGUCCAUUUCCCCGACCAACGACCUAACCGCCAGAAACCGGGAACAAGCUUGGAAAAAGUCUACCUACUGGCUUCUGGCUUUCCAAUGUCUUCCGAUUACUACAGAUGCACUGCUGUGUAUUCUGCAUAUGUACUAAGAUAUUUCUAGCAUCAAAACAAAUCAGGAAAUCGUGAUGUUCAAAGACAAAAAAAACUAUGUUUGUACACACAUGCAGCUAUUCAGGUCCAAGAAUUUUGGAGAAAACCAAAGAAACUAAGGUUGUUUAGCCAUAAUAAAAGCCUAGGGCCCGUUUCAGAUGCUGUUCUUUGCGUGAGCUGAACUUCAUUCGAAUUAAGGCCGACCCAAAUUAUUUGGACAGGCUGAAUUGAUUCUGACCAGACGCCAUUCUUAAUUGCAGCUGAACUAAGUUCAAAAGGUGAAAAAUGCUCAUUUCGGUCAAACUUUAUACAAAAUACAUUAUAAUAAUUUAUGCAUUAGGUUGGGUACAUGAAAAGUUCAGUGUCUGAAUCAAAGCCGUUCCAAAGUCACUCCAAAGGCGAAAUUCCCGGCUGGGCUAGGCAAAAAGAAAAGCUGAGCUGUUCAAAAUUGAAAUAGGCGUUCCUAAUUGAUUCAGACGCUGAACUUUUCAUGUACUUAAUUCAAUGUAUUAGGUUUGGCUCGUGAAAAGAUCGGCGUCUGAACCGGGCCUAAGGCUUUAACAGAAGUAAAAGAAAACCAUUAGUAAACUGUAUUUGAGAUCAAAUCCUGUCAGAAAACAAGAAAAACCUCCUGUUGUUCAAGCUGACUCUAAGGUCAUGUUUCACACUGUCAUGCACGAUGAGUCAUGAGUGGCCUGUGAACACUUAUUUCAAGUUGGACUUAGUAUCACAAACUGCAUUAGAAACUACCCAAUCAAAAAUGCCUGCAUAUGUCCUUGCGACUCUGUGGGAUUCGAACACAAUAUUGUGCACUAUUUCACAGAUACUCUGUACAGGAGGUUCAGAGUGUCUACAACACAGGCCACAGUCACCUAAAAGGAGCAAAAGUAAUGUGCCAGGGGCCAGCGGGCACUUGGUAUAUAAAUGUUAAGUAGUAUCAUCAACAGAUCCACCUGCUAAUCCCAGGUAAAGACAAAUUUGGAGUUCCUUGUAAAACAACAUGGAGAUUCUACAUAAAGUAGUGAGGUUUUGUCCUCCUCCUCCUCCCUUCUUCUUCUUUUUCUCCUCCUAUGCUUGAUUCUUUAUAAUUUUUGCAAUUAAUUCAAUUUGUUUUAUUGUUCAACAUACAAAUUGUGUAAACUAAAAUUUUCAACUGUGAACUUUCCUUUGUGUCUUCCUCGCCCAAAGCCUAUAAACAAACUCUGCCUCCUGAUAAAACUAAAACUAUUUUAACCUUCCAGACAGAAAAUAGCAAAGCACCGUGCUUUAAAAAAUAGAUUGCAUAUUUUUUGAACCCCCCCACACCACCCCUGUAAGACUCAGAGAAACAUUUGCUUCUUUACAAGAACAAAGAUUUUCUUUCUGUAUGACAAAUGUACAUAGUACUAAGUAUUACUGAUGCGCGGAAAUGCAGUGUUUCUUCUCAAUAUAUUCUGUAGACAUUUUGUUAAUUAUUAAUUACCAUAAAUCCUCUAUUUAGCCUCCCAAGGGCUUAUUUCUUUCAAUCAGGUUUAGGGGGAAGGUAAAAGAAAGGAUGGGCUAAUUUAAUUUAGUGGUGAGACAGGGUGCCACACUGCUUGUCCAAACAAAGAGAAGAUGGCAUCAUUAUUCUUCAUAAAGAACAUACAGUUCACAAAAAGAAAAGAUCAUGCAGCUGAAGAACAACAGCAAAUUUGAACUUCCAGCACUUGAAUCAAACAUACUGGAUCAGUCUACAUGAAGUGUUACAGUCGUGAUGAAUUAAUACAGUCUAUCAUUUUUUACUUUGGUUGUGAAGAAUAAGGGGGAAGGGGAGAGGAGGGUGCUUUAAAGAAAGGGGGUCUUCACUAUAUGAUGGGGGGGGGGGUUAGUAGAGGAUUAACGGUAUCUAUAAAAAUAUUUAAGCUUAUUUGAAAGUAUUAAAUACUUUUGGUUUUGAAAAGCUAUGGCAAGACAUUGGUCACUAGUUGACAUGAGUAGAUUAAUGGUUGUUUUCCAUAAAAAAUACAUGUAUAUAGUUGACAGUAAUACCAGGAACAUAUACAUUAGUGCACGUCAUUGACCAGGGAAAGGGCCCUAUUAAGAAGAGUUCCUCAACAACCUACAUGUAUGAAACAAAUCUUACAAAAGGCUACUCAUUUUGUUGGAGUGAGUCUAGCACCAAAAGUAAAGGUCUUGGGAAAUAAAUAAAAAGAUGCUUUUUUUUUUCUUUUUUUUGAAUUUGUUUUUUGAUUUUUCUAUUCUUGCUUUCAUGGACUUUUACUGAGGGUUCAACAGAUUCAAAAAACUUAAGACCAAUUAAGUUUUGUAUAAUAUCAAGUGUAUCACUCGAUAUGGCUUCAUGACCCAGACAAAGAUUUUAAAACUCUAAAAAUGACUGUAAUUAUUGCAGUGGCCUGUGUACUUCAAUUAGCUGAUGUAACAAUCCUGAAAACUAAAGUCUGCACAAAGGCCAUAGAUGGUUUAUUGAUGCUUCUAUAAGAAAAACUAUUUUAGAACUAGUAUAUACCUCUCUCACUGGACAGUUCACUUUCCGUUAAACAAAUUUUAUCAAUUACAGAUUGUAAUUUCCAAUGAUUGUAAAUUUAUUCCAUUCAUACCCUUAUUAAUUGGACUGUUGAUUCUUGAUGUACAUGAAUGUGAAUAAAUUUCUCAAUUGGUAUUUAAAACAAUACCAAUCAAUCACCUGCCUUGCUCUUAAUUUAGCUUCAAGUAAGGGUUUUAUUAUAUAUUGUCUUUGAGUUCUAUUCAAAACAAUAUACAAAACAAUCAAAUACCUGGCUUGCAAUAAUUCAGUAGUUUAAAUAGUAAUUAAAGUUAAUUAAAACUAAGACUUGGUUACAAUUGUAUAUUAUUAUUGAUUUUUGUUCUAGAGUAAAACUUGACUGGCCUAAUUUGUUUAUGCUAUUUAACUGUAUGUCUUUGUGAUAAUAAAAAAUGAUUGUAUUAAAUUGAUAAUUAAUCUAAUAAUAAUAAUAAUAAGAAGAAGAAGAAGAAGAAGAAGAAUUGUAUUUAUCUUUGGAAUUGUACCUGAUCUAUUCUUCUACAUCUUGAACUUUCAUCAGUCAAUUGAUAUUGAACGUUUGUGCCAUGUAAUUAGCCGCUGCCCUCUGCAUCCCAUUGCAACCUCUUUUGUGUGCUAUCCAUUAAAUCUUCAUCAUACAUCAUGGAUUACAGGAUCUCAUAAAAUUACUUUUUAAAAGUACAGAACACCUAGUAAAUAAAUAUCAUUUUUGCCUGGUAGAUAAGAGAAAGGGACACAAACAAAAUGUUUUCCUGGGAAUUUGUCAGCUAUGAAAGGGGCUGCACUGAUUCUUUGUCCAGUGCAGAUUGUGCAAUUUGCAUUUGGCAUGACUUUGCUUGAUUGACAAGUGUGUUCUCCUUAUUUUUAUCCUCCUUUCUUUCCAUUGCAGAAGGAAAAGAGCUACUAACUUAGUCUUCAAUUUCUUUGUACAAUCUGCUCUCCCCUAACCCCCUGCCUAAGGAAGACCUUCUACUUGGGUUUUAGAGACAGCUAUGUUCUAAUAGACUGUAGAGGUGGAUAACAGAAAUUCAAUACACUGUAGGCACCUCCAGAGAGUGCACUGAAUAUCAUUUGAAAAGGCUUAGUUUAAAAGUGUCAUUUCAUAUUGUGUGUGAUGUACUUCUGUGGACUCUGGGGUGGCUCAUUAAAUUGCAAAAGAAAUGACCAAAUAACUAAUUCCUAUUGAAGUCAUGCAUUUGUUGGCAUCUUGGUCAAAACCUGCAACCACCCCUCCCUCCCCCCCCCCACUUCCCCUGGCCUCUUGAGAAAUUUUAAUUAAGUUAAUGCCUAAUUGUUCUCCCUGGCAUAAAGAAGCUGAAAUGUUCUUGUUUUCAAUUUAAUUGACUUUAAGUAUAUUUUUCAAUGCUUUUAAUUGUCUAGUUUUAGCUUCCUUUUGCAGCAGUAAAAACCUAGAUUGAAUACAGUAGGCAUUGUUUCUAUACCAGACAACACAUAGCCCGCGUGUCUAGCAUUUGAAAGGGAGAUAGAAAAUAGAGAUUGUGGGCGAGACAACCACAUGAAGGGCAUCCACACUCUUUACAUUUUCACGAAGCCAAUUUUCCCUUUUCCUUUUCUUUCAAAUGUUUGCCAUUGCACAGAUUAGCAGAAACAAUGCACAGAUUUUUGGCGAGUCCCUUUCACUGUUCACUGAGACAAAGCUCAUGUGCUGAGUCUACUCUCUUGCUGUCUCAGGGGGUUGCAUUACAUGUCAGUUUAUUUAGCCAAGGCUUCGCAAGAACUGAAAGUUCUAAUUAGCUUGUAUCUUUGCUUGUGUCUUUCCCCCCUGUUUUUUUUUUUGGCGGGGGGGAGGUGAAUUAACUCAGUCAAUCAUAAGGUGGACUACGAAUGUAAUUAAUCUUCCUUUAAACCAUUUUACUGUACUUGUUGAUUGGAUUUAAUCUUGAUGCAGAGCAAUGGAAUAUGCAUUAGAGUAAUCUCUAGUUACAGCAUGCGAUUCCAACUGUAACUGUAGUUCUUGUCACCGUCUUGUACUUUUAAGUUUAAAACGGUUAUUCCGUGUACGGUAUGAUAAUUUUUGUACAUUGCUUGUUUAACCAAGACGAUGUAAAAUGAUACUAUAUAAACCUUAGCCUGACUAAGUAAUGUUCUUAAACUCAUAAUUUUUUACUUCCACAUUCUUAGAAAAAGUUUGUUAUAAAAAUGGGUGUAUAGUGCCAGGCUAAAUUGUGUUAUACUUUUUCUUUUUAUGUCUCCAGUGCAAUUUAGCCGAAAACUGACAUGUCAGUAGCUUCAAAGAAGGCAUGUAGCUUUGAUUUAAAGGACAGCGAUGCUGGCCCACCACAGCUGGCUGUUGGUCUUCCAUCCAUAAAAGAUGUUACAACAACAUUGAAACAGCCAGAUCUACCCGUUGAUGUUCUACUGUUAACCGUUAAGGACUGUGAGUUCUUAUCCUGUUACAAUGAGCUAAAAGAUCCCUACAGAUAUUAUUACAGGGAUGUUGGUUACGUUUACUUCAACAACGUUCAAAUUCAUGAAGAGAAAGUAAAAGUUGCUCUGCUAAGAUGUAAUGAAGGUUCCAUUGGUCCAAGCAGCUCUCUGAUUACCGUCAAGGAUGCCGCCCUUAUUUUAAAACCCAAGGCCGUGAUAUCUGUUGGGGUAUGCAGUGGUCUCAAUCCUGACAAAACCAAGUUAGGGGACGUUGUUGUAUCAGCCAAACUAACAACAUAUGCAUCCAAAGUGGUGACAAGCGACCAAGAGCAGUCAGCUGGCAUGAGUAGUCACGUGAGCAGGCUUUUCUCAAAAAUAAUCUCGAACUGCGCUGAUGGAUGGCAGGCACCUUUAAAGAACCCAGAAGAUCGUCAGAUCAAAGUUCACUGCAGUGGCGAGUUCUUAAGUGGCCCAGAGCAGAUCAGAGCUCAAUGGCGUCGAAAGGAACUUGUCGACCGCCACCCCCUCGCGGCAGGAGUAGAGAUGGAGGGCGAAGGUGAGUGCAUGUCACGCUAGCUUUGAACAAUAGCGUUCUUAUACAGCUAUUUCAAUUAACUUUGUCGUAUAAAGGCUUCAAGCCCACACCUAGGCUGCGAGCAAGCUCUCCAUUUAGGGGAUAUCGUGAAAAGUAGACGCGUGAGAGGCACGCGAGAGAAAAGGGGCCGGCCCCUCGCGAAUCGCUUCGCUCGCCCAAAUAGGAGAGUUUGCUCGUACGUAGGCUAGCCUACGCCACAAGAACACAAGGUUAUGUUGGUAGCUUUAGAUCCUUCAGUUGUAAUUCGGUCAUAAAGGUUCGACUAACAGUACCAUAGAGUGCUUUAAAAUUACCUUCAUUGCUGGGAUUGAUUAAUAUUUCAGUUUAAAAUACCCUGGAGUCCAGUUUUGAGUUCGCUAUGUCCGCUGAGUAAAAGAAGUGAAGACGCAAUUUUUGCAAGGUUAGCCUCCACCAGAAGAAAUUAUGUUCACAAAUUCCAACGUGAAGAAGACCUGUUUAUUAUUCUGUUUAUUCGUGUUUACACUUACUUGCCUAAAUUUGUGAAUAUUUUACUUUAUGCCGAGGCCAACGCUGCUUGAAUGUGUCGUUAAUGUUUGUAAGUUAGCGGUAAUUGUUAAUUCGAAAAACGACUAUUAGCCGUUUUGCUUUGCAGUCUCAGCAGGUAGGCUUUUUGACACCUGUUGUGGGAUACAUGCAUAACUAAAAGAUUUUGAAAGAGUAUUGCAGGCGCCAUUUUCUUUUUAGAAUGAAGGGAGGAUGCGCGCGUACGACCGGAGAAAAGGCGUGAAGGCCGUCCUCUUCCCGGCCUUCGCGUGUUUUCACUCGCGCGCUCUAAAAAAAAACGGACCAAAAAAACUACCUGGCUCCUGCCACGUAGGCUAUUGAAUGAGCCACGAAAAUACUGAUUUAUUUUGAAUACCUGCAUCGUAAUUACCUUAAGUAUUAGCGGUUGGAGUUAUUGGAUAUUGGAUUUUUAGGUGUUUACAAUAACUGAUAUACACUUGGCGCCAUUUUCGCGCAACAAUUAUAGAGUAAAAUUAAUCAGGAGGCGCACAUGUAAUCGCUAAAAAAAGGGGAACAUUUGUCUCUGUCGUUUUAAGUCUGAUUUGGGAUAGUCUGGAGACGUUCGACACCAACAGCUUUCGAUCAAGAGUGCGGAGCUUUAUAGCUGCAAACUUGCAUAUACCUUAACGGAACUUCAAAGGAAUUUUCGCUUAUAACAAUAACGUAACUGAAUAAAACAUAUUCAUUGUAAGAAAGAUUGCAGUUAGCGAAUCAAAAGAAACGGCGUGAAAAUCAUAAUCUGGCGUACUUGGCUGUCGUCGGGGUCUUACAUCUCUUGAUUUGGCGUUUUCUUGUCUCUGGUUGGUUUACUUCCAGGUUGUAAUCAGAAAAACAUUUUUUGUGAAAGUUAGUAAAAUCGUCAAAAAUUAUUGGAAAGUAAAGAUGUACACAUGCGUUUAUAAAAAUUUACACAUGCGUUUAUACGCAAGGCAAUUAAUUUUUUAGUUUCUUUAAUUCGCAAGACUAUAUACUUCCUAACUGUAUUCCAUAUUUCAGGUGUUUUCACAGCUGCAUUUGAUUCUCAGCUCGAGUGGCUCAUUGUUAAAGGGAUAGCUGAUUUUGCGGAUGGUGAGCAAGCGACUGCAGAAAGUUGGGAAGCCUGUGCUAGUGUGAUGGCAGCAUCUCUUGUCUCACACAUUUUAAGUGAUCCUUGUGUUUUCCGCACGUGGCCUCAUUACUCAGGUAUAAAGUCUUGCCAGUUUGGUGUGUGAUGAUUAGGCGCAGGGGUAACAGGCCGAAUUUGCCGUCAUUAAAAGAACUCUUGAAUGUGUAUUGAGUGAAACAGUGCGGAAGCUCAGAUCCGAGAUCAGAAGCCUCGUCAAUAUUUUUCUUCCGUUUUGAUAUUCCAUCUUCAUUGCCAAGCGGCGUGAAACUAAGAGUUAGAAAGAUGCACUUGUGACGAUUGGGGUCGUUACCUCAGUUGAGAGUUAGACAAACUUUAAGAAAAUGUGCGUCGUUUCUGGUCAAAAAUUCAGAUUAUACAUUCUCUCCUUAGCUAUAAAUUGCGUAUCGACUAAGAGUAAGACAAAAAUCGCUAAUGAUGUCUUUGGCUGAUUCUUUUAGUGGAGGGUCUCUUUGAGGCUCACCACGAUAGUGCGAGGAAGCGGAAGCUAGCUGAGAACCAUGCAGGUAAUAUAUAAACAUUCAAUUUUUAAAAUGUUCUUCUUUCUUUAAAAAAGACCUAUUCCACUCUUUGCUUUACUUUGGUUUUACUGAGUCGCCCCACCAAUGCAAUCCAGGAAGUCUUUUGCUCGUGGAAUCCGGAAUUUUGGGCUUUGGAGUGUGGAAUUUAACUCUUGGAUUCCGGAACUCAUCCCCAGGAAUCCGUAAUCCCGCAGCAAUUGGAAUCCGUAAUCCAAGUUCAACUGACAAGGAAUCCGGAAUCCAGUAUGUGGAGUUCAGAAUCCACAGCGUGAAUCCAGAAUCAAAGACUUUCCUGAAUUGCCUUAUAUGGGUCGAAAUGAGCAAAACAUUCAUCAUGAGACGCGUACAGCGCCGCAUAUGCGCCUGACAGAGUUGACUUUAAGUCAGUUUAUUCUUGUGUACGGAAUUACAGUCUAUUAAAAGAAGGAAACGUGCCAGUAAAUCCACCCAACUCAAACUCAAAUAUGCUGUUGUCGGCCUACAGCUAUUUUGAUUAACGUUGCAGUAGGAAAGUCUUUGCGAUGAGAUCGCAAAUCAGUAUGGGUAAUUCCAUAUAAAAUAACCAAAUUCUGAAGAAGGUAAAAGUUUGUGACGUUUCAUACAGACCAUUCUGUGGCACUGUCAGCCGCGAAGGUAUGACCAAAUUGCGAAGACUUUACAUACAGCUACCCACAUGACCUUGCAGUCUUGUGGAGUACGCAUGAGACCUUGAAGUCCGACAAGGUUAACUGAAAUAGAUCAUGACGUGGUGUGGCCCGCGUCUCAACCAACGAUUGUCUUCAACAGGUGGUUCUUGCGAUGACCAGAUCUCAAGACAAACCAAAAGGGGAAUGUAUUCUGACCACUUAUCUCAGCAACACGAAUCCAUAACCCAGCAGCAUCUUGCAGGUAUCUUUCUCUAACAACGCACUGAAAUUGUGACACUUUAUAAGUCUAUAGUCAGUCUAUGGUUCGCAUUAUGUUAGUACAGCUUUUGAAGAAACCAACAGUAAUACCCCUAAAAUGCUCAAAAUUGUGCGGUAUGGUAAAGUUUUCUGCUUUAAUAAAGCUUCGUUUUAUUUAGAAAAAACCAUAGACGCAAAACAGCUUUGAUUUGCGUUUGUCAUGAAUACAUUCACUCAUCAAACAGAGAGUGAAAACGGAGAGUGAUACUGGAGAGAGUGACUAAUUUUCGAGUGGGGCUCGCGUGCGAUACACGGCGUCCACGGCGCUCUGUGUCUAAGGAGCAGCGUUUAAUUUUCUCAAAGAAAAAUACUGUUUGGCAGUCUAGGAAAAAAAUGAGCCUACCACAAGCCAUUUUAACAUAGAAAAUAGACCUUCCCACGUAUUUUAACAGUUUUGAUUUGGACCAUUUGGCUGGAAAGAAGACCUUAAAAUCACUUGCUGAGUUAAAGAGUGAUUUGGUUAAAACUAACCAACAUGUAGCUCCAAAAAGACGCGAAGUUUUACAGACGUUUGUAUGGAAGAAAGCAAGUUCAUGCCCCCCACCAUACAAAAGUCUGUAUAAGAUUUCGGGACUUUGUCACGGUUGAAGAAUAUCUUCGCUCGCUCUGAACAUAUCGCCUUUAAACAAGGUAAGUUUUAAGGCGCUCUCCAGUAGUGUAGUGUCGAUGGAUAAUUGCUUACUUAAGAGGCUGUCUCAGUAAAAACCGCCCACUCAAUUUCGCGUGAAAAAUAAUUUUGCCUGAAACUCUGGCGAGUGAAAGGCUUUAUCGAGACUAUAACUAAAAUAGGGUUGCUUUGAUUCACAAUAAUUUUCUGGCCGCGCUGGGGGGCGCCGAGUAUUUUGUCCCGCCACGGCCAUUUUGCACGUCUUGAAAACUGAAAAUUUGGCAUUUUUUGCGGCGCUGUAAAAUGUUUGAUUUGCACCAUCUAUCAAUGAGUUUUAUACCUAUUUAUAGGUAAACAUCUCUAGUUUUUCCUGAAAGUAAUAGUUCUCUGCUAAAUUUAGCUGGAAAGACGAAAUCAAGCAAAAUAUGACCCCAACUAAUUGCCUUGGAGCGAAAGGCCAAAAAUUAAACUGUUUUAAAAGCUUAUUUCUAACUUUUGGGACAUAGUUGAAAGCUCUAGACUAAAUAGACGCAAAGAUAGACCAUCUGUUAUUAAUAAUAUACAAAACCCCAUGUACGAUUUCAGUAUUUUAAAAGUUAUGACCGUUUGUAUCAACGCGUAUGCGAGCUAAUACGAUAUUUUCAGAUUUAGCGUAACGGAUCUACCUCAAGCAGAUUUCGUCAAAAGUACGGCUUACCUAAUUCAUUACUGGCACUGACUCACAAAUUGAGCCAUAUUCCAAUCCCGGAGAUGCCGGACUCCAUAAAAUUCCAGUAAAUGUGCUUUAGAAACUGCUGGUAUGCGGCCAUUUUUUAAUCCCAUGCUAACCAUCCGACGCUCAAAACAGGUGAAACUGUGUCACGUUUCGAGCUAAAUAGCUCGGUGAAACAACCAUUUAGAGGUGAAAGUUUGCUCGAGAAUCAGAAAAUCAACUAGGCAAGUCUCAUUUUGGAUCAGAAAAUUGAGAUUUCAGAGCUACAACCUCGAAUAAACCUUCUAUUCAACCGGCUCUGCAAGGUCAAAUGCAGGUUGACACGUAAACCGGAAAUGUUGAAACCCGGAAAUAGGGAAAACCGGAAAUGCGGAAAUCCGGAUCAUCCGGAAAUCGGCAAAUCUGAAAUCAAUCAGGAGCCGAAGGUAAUUCCAACAAUUAGAGACAGCUGCAUUCGUUUAGGGCGUCUUUUCGAUGUUGAGGCAGGUAAAAGAUAAAACCUUCCAAACCGGCGUAGCUGUUUGAUUUUCACUGAACUGAAACGCGGUUCCACGAUCGAUUGCGUUUGGCAAAUAGGCUCCAUAAGAAACAGUAAAUAUCAUUAACCGGUUAUAAACAUUCUAUGUGCGCUAACUUAUCACACCUGUGACUAAUACUUUACAGAAGUUGGCUAUAUAUCGAAACUGAAUGUGUCGAGAUCUAGGAAACCGAGCCAGCUUGGUUGUCUGGGCUUAUUAGUAUAGAGGGUCCUUGAAAGUCGCUUGUUAAGGAGGCAUUCUGGUUGUUUUUUUCGGGGAAAAUGAUGGUGAUUUGCGAAAGAAAUAAAUAAGAGUAGAAAAGGUAUGCACAUAAAGCAGUUAGUCCGCUAAUGGGAUCAGAGGCACUCCUUGCUGGAGUCUCUGGUAUUAAUUUUUCUUCAGAUUAUUCAUAUUGUAUUUCUAACAACCCCCUAAUCCAAUAUUUUCCAACUUUUCCAACAUUUUUAACAUCCUACCUAAUUUUUAUCCAUUAAAGACCUUCGAAGAAUCAUCCAGAAAUUCUCCAAAAAUUAUUGAACCAAUGCCUCAAUCUUAACUGAGUCAUUUUUUGAUUCACGGAUAACGUGAGGAGAGUAGAGGAAAGUCAUUUGGAUUAUAGUGUAUGGUUGCAAGAAACUCCCAUUUAAUCUAGAGUAGCUUUAAGAAAGGAUUUAAGUCUGUAUGCAUGUUAAGUCCUUAAGACCAAUAUUAACACCGAAUGGUAACACUAGUGGCAAGUCCUAGGCGCGACCCUUGUUGUAGACCAAAAAUCCGACGCAAUAUGGCCAAGAAGGGGCUAAGACACUUUGUUUUAAGACUAGCUACAAAACACCGUUAAAUGGUCGAAAAAAUAAUCCUACAUUUUUCGAAAAAUUUGGGUUUUCAGACCCCAAACGAAAUCUGCUUAGCUGAUGUUUUCAUUCUCGGACAAGUCUCACCUCCGGACAUUUGUUUUAUUUUCUUUCUUACCCAGUUAUUUAUCUCGAAACGUGACAUACCGUAAAAUUCCGAAAAUAAGCCCCGGUUCUUAUAUCUUUCAAAGGCCCUUUUUGAGGGGCUUAUUUUUGCACGGGCUUAUAUUCGUAGGAGCUUAUGUACGGAGGGAAGUUUGCGUUUCAAAAUCGAUUGGGCUUGGAAGGAAAUUAACCGUUUUUGGUUUGUUUUACUUUGUAUUUGAGGGCAAUUUUUCUAAGCACAAGAUCCCGGGGGGCUUAUAUUGGAGGGGCGAUUUCACGGAGGGUUUUUUGUGUUACGAGUUUGGGGGAGCUUAUACAUGGAGGGGCUUAUUUCGGAAUUUUACGGUAGUUUCAGCAUGGGAUUCAAAUAUGGCCGCAUAGCAGCUGUUGCAAAAGCGCACUGACUAGAAUUUUGAAUGAAAUAUUGGUCUAUUUUUUAGUCAGUGCCAGUAAUGAAUUACGUAAAGUUUGGGAGGAGACGGAGGAGGAAAAUCUAGUUCCUGUUGUAAAAAUAGUCAAAGGGACUGGAGAAGAUUCAGGACGAGGAUCAGUAAAAUCUGAAGAAGGCUUUCUCCCAUUCACUCAAGCCUUCCCCUCCCUGAUCGGUUUCUUAUAAACUUACUCACCGGCCGGGACUAUUUAUCCGCUCAUAACAAGUGAUUUUCAAGGACCCUCUAAUAAGCCCAGACAACCAAGCUGGCUCGGUUUCCUAGAUCUCGACACAUUCAGUUUCGAUAUAUAGCCAACUUCUGUUAAGUAUUAGCCACAAGUGUGAUAUGUUAGCCCAAAAAGAAUACUUGUAAACGGUUAAUGAUAUUUACUGUUUCUGGGAACUGCGUUUCAGUUCAGUGAAAAUCAAACAGCUACGCCGGUUUGGAAGGUUUUAUCUUUUACGUGUCUCAACGUCGAAAAGAAGCCCUAAACGAAUGCAGUUGUCUCUAAUUGUUGGAAUUGCCUUCGGCUUCUAAUUGAUUUCAUAUUUGCCGAUUUCCGGAUGAUCCGGAUUUCCGCAUUUCCGGUUUUCCCUAUUUCCGGGUUUCAACAUUUCCGGUUUACGAGUCAACCUGCAUUUGACCUUGCAGAGCCGGUUGAAUAGAAGGUUUAUUCGAGGUUGUAGCUCUGAAAUCUCAAUUUUCUGAUCCAAAAUGAGACCUGCCUAGUUGAUUUUCUGAUUCUCGAGCAAACUUUCACCUCUGAACGGUUGUUUUACCGAGCUAUUUAGCUCGAAACGUGACACAGUUUCCCCUGUUUUGAGCGUCGGAUUGUUAGCAUGGGAUUCAACAAUGGCCUCAUACCAGCAGUUUCUAAAGCACAUUUACUGGAAUUUUAUGGAGUCCGGCAUCUCAGGGAUUGGAAUAUGGCUCAAUUUGUGAGUCAGUGCCAGUAAUGAAUUAGGUAAGCCGUACUUUUGACGAAAUCUGCUUAUGGUAGAUCCGUUACGCUAAAUCUGAAAAUAUCGUAUUAGCUCGCAUACGCGUUGAUACAAACGGUCAUAACUUUUAAAAUACUGAAAUCGUACAUGGGGUUUUGUAUAUUAUUAAUAACAGAUGGUCUAUCUUUGCGUCUAUUUAGUCUAGAGCUUUCAACUAUGUCCCAAAAGUCAGAAAUAAGCUUUUAAAACAGGGUAAUUUUUGGCAUUUCGCUCCAAGGCAAUUAGUUGGGGUCAUAUUUUGCUUGAUUUCGUCUUUCCAGCUAAAUUUAGCAGAGAACUAAUACUUUCAGGAAAAACUAGAGAUGUUUACCUAUAAAUAGGUAUAAAACUCAUUGAUAGAUGGUGCAAAUCAAACAAUUUACAGCGCCGCAAAAAAAUGCCAAAUUUUCAGUUUUCAAGACGUGCAAAAUGGCCGUGGCGGGACAAAAUACUCGGCGCCCCCCAGCGCGGCCAGAAAAUUAUUGUGAAUCAAAGCAAACCUAUUUUAGUUAUAGUCUCGAUAAAGCCUUUCACUCGCCAGAGUUUCAGGCAAAAUUAUUUUUCACGCGAAAUUGAGUGGGCGGUUUUUACUGAGACAGCCUCUUAAAAUCUUGGAAGGGUCUAUUAAGUGCAAAUUACAUAAACGACGUAAAGACAAACCUGUGUUGGGUUUUGUAAAUAUUUCUUCACAUAAUUCAUGCUUCUUCUUAAUUAGGAUUGAGAAUCAUUAUAGUUAUCCCAAAAAGGUCGUCUAUAUCGAUCUUCAACUCGUUCGUUUUGCAACGUUACAAAAGCAUAAAAGCGUAUCGUAGACGAUAUACAGAGCGUGAACGGCUUGUAUGACAGUAUAAUAAAACCAAAUCGAUCUUAUUUUUUGGAUCUUGUAUUUCUCAGGGGUGCCAGCUAUCAUAGAAAGGAUUCGUCAGCUUUACAAACGUCGUGAAGGACGGCUGGUACCAUUUCCAUGGUGUGAUGACCUUAAUUUCAACUUGAAUGAGAUUUUUACCCGACUGAAGAUCGUGAACAAAGAAAAAACGCGGGGAACAUUGACGGAUGAUGAAAUCACCAACAUGACUGCUAUCUUUAGACCCCACCCUGGUUGCCCGAAACCACGGAUUCUUUUGAUCGAAGGAGAACCUGGCAUGGGAAAAACCACCUACUCACAAAAACUGGCGUAUGACUGGGCAAAUAAACAAGAUGAAUGGGACACGUCUUUUCCAUCAAUUGAAGUGCUGCUCUUGCUUAGAUGCAACGAUGUUAAAUCUGGCAUCUGGGAAGCUAUUGACGACCAACUUCUUCCUGAUGAUAUUGACGAACAGGCUAAGGAGAAUUUUUUCAAAUACAUCCGAGAAAAUCAGGCCAAAUGUUUGCUACUGCUUGAUGGAUUAGAUGAGGCAGAUUCCUUUAAACUGGACAUGUACUACUCGCUCGUUCAGAGCAAACUCCUCCCAGCUUGUCACAUUGUCAUUACAUCUCGCCAUGAGGUUGGAAAGAAAGUAAGGCCAUACUGUGACGCCCUGUGGGAGAUUGUAGGAUUUACUAAAGAGGAUGCGAAAAGUUUUAUCAGGAAGUAUUUUAAAGGCAAGGAACACUUGGCUGAGAAGCUGAUUGAACGAUGGAAACUUCUAGAGUAUUAUGAUCAUCCACUUAAAACGCUAGGCGAGUUAACAAAAAAUCCACUCAAUACAGCUUUACUCUGUUGUCUUUUCGAGGAUUUCGAAGGUGUUCUUCCAACAAGCAGGACUGAGUUGUACGUUGAAAUAGUUGCCUUUGUUUUGAGAAGAUACGAAGUAAAAAACGGACUUAAAAGCAGCGAUGAGGACUUGAUUUCAGGUUAUAAGAAAGAACUUUUGCUUUUGGGCAGGUUCGCGUUAGAAUCCCUGCUUAAAGGAGAGUUGUUCUUUGAAAAGAAGGAAGAUACCGUCAAGGGUAUCAAUUUUGGAUUCUUGUCUUUUCAACAAGGUGCCGCCAAGCGCAAACCUUCCGCGCGCUGUGCAUUUUUACACAAAAGCUUUCAGGAGUUUUUUGCUGGCCUUUUCCUUGCGUUUCAGGUUAUCAGCAAAGAAAGAGACUUAACCUCAGUUGUAGAUGAUAAGAGAUACUUAGAUAAACUGAGACAGGUCUUUUUGUUCAUGAGUGGCAUCAUAGCCUCACGGAGUGAGGAAACUGCAAUGUCGUUCUUUACUGUUAUUGCUAAAAAAAUCAGCUCUGCCGAAGACCGUAAAUCAUAUAUGAGUUUAGCUUGUGAGUGUUUGUUGGAAUGUUCAAGUGUCCAGGACAGCCUUGAAACUCGCUUAGUUUCUAGUUUAGGUAAGCACCUUGACAUGUCGUCCCUGACUGAAGUGAAUUUUGGCUACACAGGCACACACGAUGCUGGUGCUGCUGCGAUUUCCAUGGCCCUGACAGUAAACUCCUCCCUGACUAGUUUGGAUUUAGAUGGUAACCGUAUUGGCGACACCGGUGCUUCUUCUCUUUCUCAAGCCCUAACAACAAACACCUCCCUUACUAGCUUGUAUUUAAGUAGUAACAGUUUUGGCGAGGCCGGUGCUUCUUCUCUUUCUCAAGCCCUAACAACAAACACCUCCCUUACUAGCUUGUAUUUAAGUAGUAACAGUAUUGGCGAGGCCGGUGCUUCUUCUCUUUCUCAAGCCCUAACAACAAACACCUCCCUUACUAGCUUGUAUUUAGGUGGUAACAGUAUUGGCGACGCCGGUGCUUCUUCUCUUUCUCAAGCCCUAACAACAAACACCUCUCUUACUAGCUUGUAUUUGGAUUAUAACUGUAUUGGCGAGGCCGGUGCUUCUUCUCUUUCUCAAGCCCUAACAACAAACACCUCCCUUACUAGCUUGUAUUUAAGUGGUAACAGUAUUGGCGACGCCGGUGCUUCUUCUCUUUCUCAAGCCCUCACAACAAACACCUCCCUUACUAGCUUGUAUUUAAGUGGUAACAGUAUUGGCGACGCCGGUGCUUCUUCUCUUUCUCAAGCCCUAACAACAAACACCUCCCUUACUAGCUUGUAUUUAGGUGAUAACAGUAUUGGCGACGCCGGUGCUUCUUCUCUUUCUCAAGCCCUCACAACAAACACCUCCCUUACUAGCUUGUAUUUAAGUGGUAACAGUAUUGGCGAGGCCGGUGCUUCUUCUCUUUCUCAAGCCCUAACAACAAACACCUCCCUUACUAGCUUGUAUUUGCAUUAUAACAGUAUUGGCGAGGCCGGUGCUUCUUCUCUUUCUCAAGCCCUAACAACAAACACCUCCCUUACUAGCUUGUAUUUGGAUUAUAACAGUAUUGGCGAGGCCGGUGCUUUUUCUCUUUCGCAAGCCCUAACAACAAACACCUCCCUUACUAUCUUGUAUUUGUAAUGGUAACAGGACUGAGUGGAGUCCAAUUCGGUCUGUAAUCAUACGAGUGAUUAACAAAAUCGGACGACCGCGUAGCGGGAGUCCGAUUUGUUUAAUCACGAGUAUGAUUACAGACCGAAUUGGACGACACGAAGUUCUGUUACCAAUUAAUCAUAACUUUAACAAAAUUUGUGAAAUAUAGGGCUCUUUUUAAAUCAAAACACAAGAAAUUCCAAGAUUUUUUCGCUAGCAAUGAAAAAAAAAAGCCAUUUAAGCGCGCGCGUGAUGGCGCGUACUGUCCAAUUACUUAGGCAUGACGCGUACUGUCCUAUUAAACUGUCCUAUUAAGGCUGAAAUCAGGGCAGUUGAGAACCAAUCAGAUUUGAGAAUUUUGUUAUAGUUAUGAUUAAAGUAGUAACAGUAUUGGCGACGCCGGUGCUUCUUCUCUUUCUCAAGCCCUAACAACAAACACCUCCCUUACUAGCUUGUAUUUAAGUAGUAACAGUAUUGGCGACGCCGGUGCUUCUUCUCUUUCUCAAGCCCUCACAACAAACACCUCCCUUACUAGCUUGCAUUUACGUUAUAACCGUAUUGGCUACGCCGGUGCUUCUUCUCUUUCUCAAGCCCUCACAGCAAACUCCUCCCUCAAGAAUCUCUCCUUUUGA